This is a messenger RNA of Mycotypha africana, 891 nucleotides long. RefSeq names its product peroxisomal biogenesis factor 11. The coding region runs from base 93 to 788 and encodes 231 amino acids. Gene Ontology annotation, cellular component: peroxisomal membrane. Lineage: Eukaryota; Fungi; Mucoromycota; Mucoromycetes; Mucorales; Mycotyphaceae. Gene Ontology annotation, biological process: peroxisome fission; regulation of peroxisome size. The transcript has 4 exons. The record is from RefSeq and is a predicted model, not a curated record.
CCAUUUUGGGUUAGGUAUUCAAAGAGGCUUCUUUCUUCUGGUAUAAUUGAUUUUUCGCGUAAUUGUGCUAGAACGAGUCCAACUGCCACAGGAUGAUUUCAGACAGUCAAAUUACGGCUUUGAACAAAUACCUUAGUGUAACCAAUGGUCGAGAAAAAUUAUGCAGACUUGUUCAAUAUUUUGCACGAUUUUAUGCUUUUUAUUUACUGCAAAAAGGCGCUUCUCAAAAGACUAUACAACAAUGGACAGAUUUGAAAACACAUUUGGCCACAGGCCGUAAAUUGUUUCGACUUUUAAAGCCCUUGGAGCUUGCGCAAUCAAGUAUUAAAAGCCUUUCGUUAGAAGAUCCUGUACUUAGAAUGCUACAUUUUAUCAAGUUUGCAAGCAAUUUCUUUUAUUUCAAUCUUGAAGCCUUGAGUUUGGUGGAUACUGUCAACUUUCUUAAAUUGAGAAACAUCAAAAGAAUCAAUCGAUUAGGCCUCAAGUGCUGGCUUAUUUCCUUGAUAGCAUCUAUUUUAUCCGGACUAUACCAACUUAGAAAACUUUCUGUUCGUGUAGACGAUAGAAAAACAUUAGACGACAAAGGAGACUCCAAACUUGAGCAGAAAAAGAUGAAAAAACAAAUAGAUGCUGUCCGUUAUCAAUUGUGUCAAGAUUUCUUUGACAUAUGUAUACCAGUAGGAAGUUUAAAAUGGCUCAAGCUGAAUGAGGCAGCUAUUGGAAUUGCCGGUGUGGUAUCUUCUGCAAUGGCAAUGAAUACGCAAUGGAAAAAAGCAAACUCUUCCUAAUUUAGCAAAAGAGAAAAGAGGGCAUAUUCAAUAGUUGUUUCUCGACUGCAUGUUUUUUAAUGUCUCUUAGUCAAUACAAAGCGGUGAUUUUGAUAUCUGAACU